UAACACCCCCAACAAGACACCCCAUCAAACUCUCUCUCACAUGUCUACACACUGGAGAUUCCUCAUCAUCCUACACCUCCUUCGCUUCUCUCUCUCCAGUUCUCACCCCAUCAAAUCAAACCCAUAUCUCCAAUUUCCAUGUAAACCACCACACUACAACUCCUACCCCUUUUGCAACACCUCUCUCCCAAUCAAAACCAGAGCUCAAUCCCUCAUCUCUCUCCUUACCCUUGAAGAGAAGAUCCAACAGCUCUCAAACAAUGUCACCCAGAUCCCACGGCUUGGUUUACCUGCCUAUGAGUGGUGGUCUGAGUCACUCCAUGGGAUUGCCACCGAUGGCCCUGGGAUUACCUUCAAUGGCACAAUCCAAUCCGCCACUAGCUUCCCACAAGUCAUUCUCACUGCUGCUUCGUUUAAUAGAACUCUGUGGAAAUCAAUUGCUUCAGCGACUGCGAUUGAGGCUAGAGCAAUGUAUAAUGUGGGUCAAGCUGGAUUGACGUUUUGGGCACCUAAUAUUAACAUUUUUAGGGACCCCAGAUGGGGAAGAGGCCAAGAGACCCCAGGGGAGGACCCAAUGGUUGUGUCGGCUUAUGCAAUCGAAUAUGUGACGGGUUUUCAAGGAGAGAAUUGGAGAGCAGAUGGUGGAGUUCAAUAUGGGUUUGGUGAGAAAAGAGCCUUGAGGGAUGAUGGUGGGAGUGAUGAAUUGAUGUUGUCUGCCUGUUGUAAGCAUUUCACUGCUUAUGAUCUGGAGAAAUGGAGGGAUUUUACUAGGUAUAACUUCAAUGCUGUGGUCACAAAGCAGGAUUUAGAGGACACUUAUCAGCCACCAUUCAAAAGUUGUAUUCAACAAGGUAAAGCAAGCUGCUUGAUGUGUUCGUACAAUUCAGUGAAUGGGAUACCUGCAUGUGCACAGAAGGAUCUUUUACACAAAGCACGAAAGGACUGGGGGUUUAAAGGAUAUAUCACCUCUGACUGUGAUGCUGUGGCCACUAUAUUCGAAUAUCAAAAUUACACAAAAUCUGCUGAGGAUGCUGUUGCCAUUGCUCUUAAAUCAGGAACGGAUAUUAACUGUGGAACGUAUAUGUUGCGACACACCCAAUCUGCAAUUGAACAGGGGAAAGUGCAAGAAAAUGACAUCGACAGAGCUCUUCUCAAUCUGUUUUCGGUUCUACUACGUCUUGGCUAUUUUGAUGGAGACCCUGCAAAAGGAAAGUUUGGCAAAUUGGGACCUCAAGAUGUAUGUACAUCAGAGCACAAGAAACUGGCACUUGAAGCAGCAAGGCAGGGCAUUGUGCUUCUGAAGAAUGACAAGAAAUUCCUGCCUUUGAAUAAAAAUGGUGUAUCUUCACUAGCUGUCAUUGGUCCGAUGGUAAAUGAUACAAGCCAACUAGGUGGUGAUUAUACAGGAGUUCCUUGCAACCAAAAGAGCAUUGUUCAGGAACUUCAGGAAUACAUGCAGAAAACAUCAUGUGCAAUUGGUUGCCCGGACAUAGCUUGCAAUACCAGUAAUGGUUUUAUGGAAGCUCUUUCUAUUGCGGAAGAAGCUGAAGUUGUAAUUGUAGUGGCUGGCCUGGAUUUAUCCCAAGAACGUGAAGAUCAGGACCGGUAUAGUCUUCUCUUGCCAGGCUAUCAAAUGUCCCUCAUUACAACUGUUGCUGCUGUAACUAAGAAACCAUUGGUUUUAGUUCUUACUGGUGGUGGACCUAUUGAUGUAUCAUUUGCGGAAGUAGACCCGCAAAUUGCAAGCAUUCUUUGGAUAGGUUACCCAGGAGAGACUGGAGGGAAAGCACUUUCAGAAGUCAUUUUUGGAGAUUAUAAUCCAGGUGGAAGAUUGCCAAUGACCUGGUAUCCCGAGUCAUUCACUCAUAUCCCAAUGACUGACAUGAACAUGCGAGCUGAUCCUUCUCGUGGUUAUCCUGGAAGAACCUAUCGGUUCUACGCUGGAAAAAGGGUAUAUGGAUUUGGUCAUGGCCUGAGCUAUACAAAUUAUACUUACAAGCUCCUCCAGGCACCUAAUAAACUGAGUUUAUUGGGAUCUAUCAAACCCAAAUCUAAGAAGAACAUACUACACCAAAAAGCAGAUGGAGUUGACUAUAUCCAUAUGAAUGAGGUAGAAAAUUGUGAUUUACUGAGAUUCUAUGUGCAGAUAUCUGUGAUGAAUAAGGGAGAUAUGGAUGGAAGCCACAUUGUCAUGUUGUUUUCUAGAGUGCCACAUUUUUUUAAAGGUGCUCCAGAAAAACAACUAAUCGGCUUUGAUCGUGUCCAAACUGUUUCUUACCAAUCUACUGAAACAAGCAUCUUAGUAGAUCCUUGUGAACAUCUCAGCAUUGCAAACGAGCAUGGCACAAGAAUAUUGCCUUUGGGUGAUCAUACCUUGAUUUUAGCAGAUUUAGAGCAUACUGUUACGAUUGAAACGUGAUAAAGGCCGUUUGGAAUUCAUUCCAAUACCCAAAUUUCUAGAUUGCAACACGGAUGCGCAAUCAACUUGCCUAUCUUUUCGAGACAGUGUAAUUUUCUUGUUACAAUUAUAGGUGGAACUUUUACCUUUCUUUGGUUGCUGAAGCUCAAAUGUUUUCGAACACCAUGUAUUGCAUUGCAUGACAGGUUCCCGGCAAUGUAUGCAUUUUUCUCAAUACCUAUCGUUCUAUAAAAUCAUUAGGGAUAUUUGUUUCUGAGGUACUUUUUUCACUGUAGAAAACAUUGGUAGAUAGACAAUUUGUAAUCAGCAUCUCAAUAUAAGGAGACAGGUUUUAGCAGGUAGUUUAGUACCAUGUUAUUCUUUAUGGAAAAUUGGGAUCACUUUGCUAUUUAGUUGGAACUUCCACCACAUAUUUAUUUGCUGGUUCCAUGUUGACUAUCUGCACAUGAGGUAAAGUUGCGUACCUUCAACCCUCCCUAGAACCUGGUAG
Messenger RNA from Ilex paraguariensis (yerba mate), 2909 nucleotides. Lineage: Eukaryota; Viridiplantae; Streptophyta; Magnoliopsida; Aquifoliales; Aquifoliaceae. The record is from the annotation of a GenBank genome assembly.